Molecule: messenger RNA, 652 nt
Organism: Pistacia vera
Lineage: Eukaryota; Viridiplantae; Streptophyta; Magnoliopsida; Sapindales; Anacardiaceae
Product: putative cell wall protein
Exons: 1
Coding region: 42-449 (135 amino acids)
Source: RefSeq, a predicted model, not a curated record
ACUCCAAACCUAGCAGGCUACUUAUUCUUCUCCAACGAACAAUGUCUUACAAAAACUUUAUCAUCCUCACCAUACUGCUUGCAGUAGCUGGACAAGUACUAGCUAGUAGGGGCAACCCAAAAACAAGCAAGAAUAAUAAUGGUGAGAUGAAACAACCUGAGUGGUUCCUUAAGUCUGACAACAGUGUGGUCAUUCCAGGGAUAGGUAGGAUUCUGGUGCCACCAGCAUUUACUGGCCACACUGUAGGUGGAGUAACAGGUUCCAGUGGAAGUGGAACUGGGAUUGGGACUGGAACUGGAACUGGAACCGGAACCGGCACCGGCACCGGGACUGGCACUGGGAGUCAUAUUCCAGGUGGUGAUGACACUUUUGUUCCGAAUCCUGGUUAUGAGGUCCCAACUCCUGGAACUGGUAACGGCGGUGGUGUUCCAACAGCUGCUCGUCCUUGAGUUUGUUAAUCUAGCAAGUUGUUCUUUCAAUUAAUGGCUCUGUUUGGAGCCUGUGAAUUUAAAUAAGCUGUGUGCAUGCUAGUUGAUGUAAUGUGUUGUUGUUUUGUUACGAGUAGAAUAAGCGACUGGAUUUGGGAGUUGAACCUAGCCAUUGUAAUGAACUCCAUGACUGUUCUGCAAUUAAUGAGAGCAUGUUUUUUAUA